GAGUUCGGUAACACCAGCAGCAGCAGCAGCAGCAAGUUAGCUAGCCAGCCAGCUAGCUAGGAGAGACGCCUGAUAACAAUGAGACCAGGCGGGAUCCUUUUGUUGCACCUACUUCUUCUCUGCAUAUUUUUCCUCGCCUCCGAGGCGAGGCUCGCUCAACAGGCGGCCGACGACGACGACGACGACGACGACGAUGACUGGGACGACGAGGACGACGAGGACGACGACGCGGACGAGCAGAGUUAUCAGUCGAAGCCCGAGGUGGACGACGACGGUCGUAUAUACAAGAACCCGAGGAAUUCGCCGUCGGCUGUGUGCCCGAGGGACGAGGGCCAGGCGGAUCUGUUGGGUCAGAAGUGUCUUCGAAAGUGUUCCACGGACGAGGAUUGCAAGAGCAAGAAGAAGAAAUGCAGAUGCGACGGCAUUUGCGGGAUGUCUUGUAUCAAGCCUGAGAGAGAGUGUCCAGUCCUGAGCGACAUCCAGCACGGCGUGAUGACGAUGACGGGGAAGUUUUUCGGUGAUCGGGCGCAUUACACCUGUGAUCCUGAUUACUAUACCGUUGGCUUGACCGAGAGAACGUGCAGGGGCGACGGUAAAUGGACGGGAACUACGCCUUCGUGCAAGAAGGACGCGAGCUCCUUUUGCUCUCAGCCGCCCAAAGUGAAGAACGCGCGGCACAACGCGCCCGCCGAGCAGACAACCUUUGAUCUAGGCAGCGACGUUCAGUAUUCCUGCGAUCACAGGUAUACGACUAGUGGGAUCAGGAAGGCCAAGUGUUUGAUGAUGGACAGCGUUGCUAGCUGGUUCGGGCCUGAUAUCACAUGCGAGCCCAAAGUCUGUGGACCUCCCGCGGAUAUCGCGAACGGAUGGCACGCCGGUGAAUGUUACACGUACGACUGCCGCGUGUCGUAUCACUGCGCGGAUGGCUACGAAUUGGUUGGCAAAGCGGAAAAAUUGUGUUUGGAGGAUGGCACAUGGACUCCCAAAGAAUCUCCACAAUGCGUCCAAGUUACAACGGUGCAAUGCCCGAAACCGGAGAAUCCAGUGAACGGGAACGCGGUGUACACCUCGUAUGCAUACAAUUCGAUCGUGUCGUACGAGUGCAAGUACGGAUACACGGUGGUCGGCGCAACGACCAGACGUUGCGGGGCAGAUAGAAAAUGGACCGGAAAGACACCGACCUGCCAGGAGAUUAAUUGUGGUUCACCUGGUGUCCUGUACAACGGUUGGAUCGAGAAUAUCGAGGCGGGUACCGGCCUUGGUGCCAGCAUAAUUUUCCGGUGCAACGAUCACAUGAAACUCGAGGGAAAUACCUCGUCUGUCUGUCAGAUCGAUGGAAAAUGGCGUUACCCGGUGCCCCAGUGUCUCGCCCCGUGCGUGGUCCCCCAGAUAGAGAACGGCAACAUCACGGUGGCAAGCCACGACAGGGACCACAUCAACAACGUGACCGUGGUCGAGCAUGGCGAGAGAUUGCUGGUCUCGUGCGAGGAGAAUUACGAAUUCGCGGCGAACAGCACACCGGUGGUCUGCAAUAACGGCACGUGGUCCAUUGUUCCGAGUUGCUCGCCGGCUAGGUGCAAGCAGCUGCCUAGAUCGCCCAAAAACGGGAUGGUGAUAGCGCCCAAGACCGAUCACGGGAUGAAGGCUGUGUUUAAAUGCAAGGACGGGUUCGAGAUAAUCGGUGGUGGACCGUUGAACGCCUCGUUGUCGGUCGAGUGCCAAUACGGAAAUUGGAUCGGAGACAUUCCCCAUUGCAACCAAGUGUUCUGCCCUUUUCCCGGUUUCAUCGAGAACGGGAAGGUGUUCUUGAUGGGCAACAUGGGUGUCUACGAUUACAGGCCCUACGUAAGGAAGGUUGUGAACAAUAAGCAAAUUAUGUACGACUGCGACAAGGGCUACGUGUUGGACGACGGGCCCACUGGGGCAACUUGCAUCGGGGGCAGCUGGCAUCCCAAAGAGUUGCCCAAGUGCAUCCCUGGACAACAUCCCAGGCUCAGGUGGAGCAGGCGUAGGAGGUCUGUGAACGAGGAGGAUCUCACUAUGAAUUACAGAAAAUUUAUCGAGUUCUUCCGCAAGAUCGGGAAGAAGUUGCUGCAUCUGGAGAUGAACAAGGGCAAGGAGCAUUCGAAGCACAAACUCGAAUCGAAGAAUUCGAACUCGAGCCGUCACGACAACACCACGGAAGCCCCGUCGUGGAAAAAGCAUUCGGGCCACGGGAACAGGUCGCGUCUCCGCGAGGAGAAGAUGAUCGACUUCCUGAAGAUCGUUUACCGUAAACUGCAGCGAAUCGACGCAAGACAAUCCAACAAUUCCACGAACGGGAGCAUGCACGAUCUGCUGAACGCCAUGAGCAAGAACUUCUUCCACGUGGAUCUGUCCGAAUCUCGGCGAAACAAUUCCGGCAGAGGUCGUUCGGACUUCGAGAUACGAAAUCAACGGGAAUUCAUCAAACUGAAGAGGGAGUUCGAGAGAAUAAUGCGGUUCUACAACAAGUCGAUGCGUUGGAACGAGAAGCAGAAUCGAAAAGAUUCGAAAAAGAGGGGCCAGUCUCACGGGGAGAAGGGGAAGAAAUCGAAAGACAAGAAGAAACACCGUAAGAAUUAUUACAAAGGAUUCUACGAGUUUGUGAACAGUUACGUGACGGAGAAGUUGUCCAUGCUGGAAAAUCGAAACGCCACCGAGGAGUUGAUGAGAAACAUGAAGAUCGACAAGUUCACCGUACGAAACGGAACAACGUUCACAGUGGGCGAGAUGUACGCCUUCUUCAAACAUAUCAUAGAAGCCAAACUGAACAACACGGAGGAUGCGACGGAGGCAUCGACGACCGUGUCUUCCACGUCCGCGAGCGCAACCUCCACCGCCAUUCCCAGCGGUAGUAACAGCAGCAGCGGUAGCACAGCGGCGCCACCUAGCAGCGCGUGGACGACCAGCAGCACGAGCACGACGCCGGCGACGGUGGGCAAGGAGAUCGAAUCGCGGAAUAAUCGAUCUUCCACGAUGCCUCGUAACGAGUCCUCCUCGGUGCUGGACAACGAGAUUCCUGCCAAAGAAGGAAUGCCAAAGCACCGCAGCAAGCGAAUACGAAACGCAUCGGAGGACAGUGGUCCUCCCCGUCAGAAGAGGAGGCUGUUGUCCCUGAACGACGUGCUGAUGGCCAACAAGGGGAACACCGACGACCUUGUCGGCUCGUCGCCGAGGAGGAGCGGGAGGAAGAGGAUCUCGAAGAGGUCCAGUGCCUACGACGACGAGAAGACCAGGCUGUUCACGUUUAAAGAGUUGGAGGCCCAACAGCAGAGCCGCUCGAAACGAUUCCUGCCACCGUCUGAGCUCGAUAAUCAAAUUUUUUUAAAGAACUUAUAUCUCCACGCUUACGAGGACGAGUAUCGGGCGAACGUGAAACGCUCGAUCGUCCACGCGAAUCGUACGAGCGAGAAGCAAGAGCCGGCCGUCUACAGGAGGCGCAAGGGUAACUUGGACGCGUACGAGAUCAAGUGAGACGCGGUUUUCAUUAUUGUGUUGUGAUAAUAUUUGGCGGGAAAUUUACUGAGGUCAUUAAUAACGAUAUCAAUCGAUUUUUAGGCGAGUAUACA
Messenger RNA from Apis florea (little honeybee), 3590 nucleotides. It is a transcript of the gene Hasp, whose product is annotated as Hig-anchoring scaffold protein. NCBI's taxonomy places the organism in Eukaryota, Metazoa, Arthropoda, Insecta, Hymenoptera, Apidae. The record is from RefSeq and is a predicted model, not a curated record. Gene Ontology annotation, molecular function: peptidase inhibitor activity. Gene Ontology annotation, cellular component: extracellular region.